AUAGAGAAUAGAGUGCCAUUUGUGAUGCAUCUCAAUAGUCUCCUUCUUAUUGGUGGUUUGAGCCUUGAAACAUCCUGCCACCUGCUGUGGGCCACAAACAGAGAACAGAGAAGGACCAGGCUUAGACACAUCAGACCAACUACUCAACUACUACUCAGUCAGAAAGGUGAUCAUAAGUAAGUUAAUACUGUCAGCAAAAGUAAAUUAGAAUCAUAGAUAUUACAAUAAGAGGUCAGAAAGACAGACUGCAGUUAGUUAAGAUGGUCGACUAUGUCAAUAAACAGGUUAUUGAAUUAAACAAGGUUAUUGAAGGAAACGAGAACAGAGCAACAAGGAGAGUAAAGACUGAGACCCAUCUCUCAGCGUGUGUGUGUCCUUCUGCAGAUGGAAGAACAAGACUCUACAGGCUGGCUGCUGUGUGUUUUGGGAUGAUGUGUAUUCUACAAGUCAUUCUCAACAUCUCCCUAAAGCUAGCUUUCUGUACCGGAAGAGUGGUGGAACAGAGGGACAUGGGGGUCCCAACAAGGACUCUGUUAGGGUGUAUUGAAGGAUGGAGGCUGUCGGGAUCCAGCUGUUACUUCCUGUCUACUGAGAGGAAAACCUGGGAGGAGAGCAGACAAGACUGUCUGGAGAGAGGAGCAGACCUGGUGGUUGUAAACAGCAGAAAUGAACAGAAAUUCCUCACUGGAUUAAACAGGAAUAUUGAUAGUGUUUGGAUCGGUCUGACUGAUAGAGAGACAGAGGGGACCUGGAAAUGGGUGGAUGGUACACCACUGGCCACAAGGUACUGGGGGCGUAACCAGCCUGAUAAUGGUGCUGUUUUUGUAGUACACAUAGGAGAGGAGGACUGUGUUGAGAUUAAUUCUGGGUAUUCUGACCCAGUAAAUAAAUGGAAUGACAUAGCAUGUAACUCUCAAUUUAACUGGAUUUGUGAAAGGGUGAUAUAACAAACAAUAGCUUAUUAUGUACAGUAGCUUUGCAUGUAGGUCUCUCUCUCUUUCGCUCACUCUCUAUAUGGUUAGGGUUAGGCAUAAGAUUAGCAGUGUGGUUAGGGUUAGGUUUACAAUCAGAUUUGAAGAAGAUACAUUUUAGAAAUAGGCAGGGUUUCUGACUUUGCAAUUAGGCCAGAUAGUGACAAACGAGAAAUAGUGGUAUUACAGACUUGCCUAUGGGCUCUUUCUCAACUCACCUUUCCUCGAUUCCUCCUCACAUCCUCUCUCCUCCUCUCCUCAAAACACAUUGGAGAAUACAAUCCAAGGGGAGGGACCUUGGGCCUCCUCUUAUAGAGUUGAGGGUGAGGAGAAAAGGAGAGGAGAUUAAAUAAAAUGAUAAAAGUAGACGUUGAAUUUAUGUCUGUGCCCAGUGGGACUGUACUCUGUAAAAUGCUUGUAUUAAUUGAUUUUGUUAGGAAUGUGUCAUUCCAUAGGCUUAGGCACAGAAAGUAAAGUAAUAAAGGAGCAAUGUACUAGCA
This is a messenger RNA of Oncorhynchus kisutch (coho salmon), 1471 nucleotides long. Its product is annotated as CD209 antigen-like protein D. The record is from RefSeq and is a predicted model, not a curated record. Bases 261 to 947 code for a protein of 228 amino acids. Lineage: Eukaryota; Metazoa; Chordata; Actinopteri; Salmoniformes; Salmonidae. The transcript is spliced from 5 exons.